AUGACGGCCCUUCGCCGGCUGCACGAGGCAGAGUCCGGGGGGCCAUUUAGCAUUCUCAUCGGCACCAUACUCUCCGCCAGGACAAAGGACGAGCGCACCACGGAGGUGGUGGGGCGGCUCUUUGCCCGGUACAAGACGGCCGAGGCCCUGGCGGGAGCCAGGCUGGAGGACGUCGAGGAGAUAAUCCACUCCAUCGGCUUUUACCGCGUCAAGGCAAGGAGGAUAAUCGAGGUCGCGUCCAUAAUCCACUCCCAGUUUGGGGGCCAGGUUCCUGACGACAUAGACACGCUGGUGGGGCUGCCCGGCGUGGGAAGAAAGACCGCAAACUGCGUCCUGGUGUAUGCCUUUGGCAAGCCGGCCAUUCCGGUGGACAUACAUGUGCACCGGAUCUCAAACAGGCUGGGCAUAGUGGACACCCGGGCGCCCGAGGAGACAGAGGCCGCAUUGAUGAGGAAGAUCCCCAAGAAGUACUGGCUUGAGAUCAACGACACCUUUGUCAUGUACGGCCAGAACAUCUGCAAGCCCAUAACGCCCAUGUGCGACGUCUGCAGGAUCAGGGGCUCGUGCCGGUACUACAAAACUAGGCGGAGCGCUUCUUCGUGA
Molecule: messenger RNA, 603 nt
Organism: Geodia barretti
Lineage: Eukaryota; Metazoa; Porifera; Demospongiae; Tetractinellida; Geodiidae
Source: the annotation of a GenBank genome assembly